AUGAGGACGAAAAGGAAGCGGGGCACUGAGCAAUCGUCUAUAGCCAAACGACUGAAAGUGUCCAGUCCUGCUGCAAAAGGUAGCGAACUUGGCCCAAUAUCCCACAAUAUACUUUCAUACUGCUACUCGGAAGUCUAUACUCUGCGGCAAUUCUUGGUGGAUAGUCUUCCCUCCACGUCAAGAACCAGAAGGCAGAAUAUCAGUAUUCAUACGCUGGAAAACGGCUCUGCGUUUCUUGACACAACUCUGGUUGGUAGAUCGAACAAGACAAAGCCCGCUCAUGAUGAAGAGCGCCAUCGAGAAUUUGUUAGUUUCACAAAGUCACAGCGAAGAUCAACAAACAGCAGCAAUGGAACUCCUGAAGAAUAUCAUUUGACGGAGAUAGUCGACUUUGUCAUAUGGUCAUUAUUCCAACAAGGUGGUGGUAGUUCCCAUCGGCCAAGUCAUGUACUCUGCCAUGGAUAUCAAAAAGCACCCCUACGAGCUUUACAGGAAGAUACUGACACAAGCCCAACCGGCAUCCCUGGCGUCAUCUGCUUACACACGAACGAAUCCACGAGGAAAUUACAGCGCAGACCGUGGACGGAAAUUUUAUCCAUAUUGGGGAGCAAUGGAGACGCAAUCCUGCGGAAUUUGCUCCUGGAUUGUGGUGUGUUUGUACGUAUCGAUCAGGGAAAGGAGAACUUACACCAAAUUUGUGGCGUACCUGUUUCGGAUCUUUUUAAUAAGCGAAAAUUGCUUGAGCAACCUCCAAAUGCGAUCUCAGCUCCGUUCGUUUGGGGAGCAAAGAGCUGCACGCGCAAGUCGCGAAGUCCUAGCAGCAUCACAUUUGUACGCAGUCGUAUUCUCUACGCUCGACCUUCUAUGAAUGCUCAAGGAGGUGUGCGUUUCGGCAUGAAACACAUACACGUCCUGAACAGGCAACCCGAGUUGACAGCCUUAAAGCAGUCAAUACACAUCAUGAAGUACAUCUUUCCUCUGCAAUUUGGACUGCAUAACGUUUUCACGAGUGCCGUUGACAAAAACGAGACAGCUCAGGAGUUCAAAGACUACACAUUGCGCGAGAAUGAAAUCAAAUAUGCGGAUCACAGAAGUAUGCAGAAAAUUAGGCUUGCUGCUUGUGCGAAGGAUAUCAAGAUCCCAAAGCGGCUGCGUGGACCACCCUUUGCGAUGAUACAGAAGAUUCGCAAGCGGCACUCGCGAUGCUCUUAUGAUCAGCAACUGCGCCACCAUUGUCCAAUUCGUACCUGUGAUGUUGAUGCAUCGCAUGGUGCUGCCCUAGCAUUUUCACAGUCCUCAAGCCAUCUCAGAACCCAACUAUCUUCGAACCAUUCUUUUGUGCCACCAACCCCGGACCAAGCGGACGAUGUUAGCAAGCCAGUGGCAGGAGACUCUAUCCUUGCUCACGCAACACCUACCGCAUAUGUGUCUGCAUUUUGUUGUGCAGUUAUCCGGAGGCUUCUGCCUGGAGAUGCUUUAGGUGUCGAAGCAGACAGCGAGCACAAUUGGAUCGUGCUCUUUGCCCAGAUUGACCACUUCGUACAAAUGCGAAAAUAUGAGAGCCUUACGCUACAUACAGUUUUCCAAAACCUCAAAAUUAAUUGCAUAUCCUGGUUACGUCCUUUGGGAACGCCUGUGGAAGCAAAAUUGUCACGAUCAGAUAGGGGGAAACGCCUUGAGAUCUUUCUCGAGUUUUUAUACUAUAUCUUUGAUUCUCUACUAAUCCCACUGAUCCGUUCUCACUUCUAUGUCACAGAGUCAAAUAUCCAUCGAAAUCGUCUCUUCUACUUCCGCCAUGACGUAUGGCGAACAGUGUCUGAACCUUCCCUCACAGACCUACGCUUCACAAUGUUUCAGGGUCUACGUGCGCAGGAUCUGCGACAGGCUCGCCAUUCGCGCUUAUUAGGACAUAGUCAAGUGCGAUUACUACCGAAGGCGUCCGGGGCACGACCAAUCAUCAAUCUGAGAAGGAGAUUAAUUAGAACUCAGGGUGGGAAAACAAUCUUAAGCCAGAACAUCAAUUCUAAACUCAUGCCUUGUUUUGCCACCUUAAAUUAUGAGAGAAGUAUUCAACCACAGAAGUUGGGAUCUGCUCUGUUCUCGAUUGGGGAGGCCCACCAGCGACUUAGGGCAUACCAGAACAUGGUCCAGACAAGCACUGAAAAGCUCUACUUCGUGAAGAUGGACGUGAAAUCAUGCUUUGAUACGAUUCCGCAAGAAGCAGUCGUUCGUAUGGUGCAAGGCUUGUUAUCUGAGCGUCGAUAUCAUAUCAGCAAGCAUGCUGAAUUGAAAGCCAUCGAUAGUAGAUGGUCGACUAGCCACUUCGAAAGACCACUAACAAGGUUUCCACUUACCGCACGGCCAAACGGGGCACCUCCUGGACUGUCAGACCCAAGUCUUUCUCAACUCGCACAGAAGAGGAAUCGAACGGUUUUCGUGGAUCUUUGGGACACGAAGGCAUGCGACGCAAGGUCCCUACUAAGGUUACUUCACGAGCAUGUACAGCGAAACGUAGUCACGAUUGAAAAAAAAUUCUUCAAACAACGACGAGGCAUUCCACAAGGGUCAGUACUAUCGAGUCUGCUCUGCAACUUUUUCUAUGGCGAAUUCGAGAACAGCCAUCUUGGUUUUCUGCAACCAGGCGAAUCAUUGUUGCUUCGUUUGAUCGAUGAUUUCCUACUGAUCACCACAAAUCAGGAUCAUGCCCGCCGCUUUGCACAGGUCAUGGUAAGCGGGAAUUCAAGCUAUGGCAUUUCUGUCAAUCCCAAGAAAAGUUUGGCCAAUUUUGAAGUCAGCAUCGAGGGGCUUAAGCUCCCAAGACUCCAUGGCAGUGAAAUGUUCCCAUAUUGUGGGGUGGCGAUCAAUGUCAACACUCUUGAGAUCAGCAAGUCCAGGGAGAAUAAGGACGCAAAGGUCUCGAACGGACUGACGGUCGAACUAAGCCGUCACCAGGGUCUAAGGUUUCAGCGCAAAGUUCUUGGUUCACUCAAGAUUCAAAUGACAGCAAUGCUACUCGACACAAAGCUCAACAGUCGAUAUUGCGUGUCGUCCAAUCUCUACCAGAACUUCCUAGAAGCCGCAAUGAAGAUGUACAGAUAUCUUCACGGAUUGCCAAAGAAACGGCGGCCCGGCGAAUCGAUGGUCAUUGAAACCUGGAAGGAAUUAGUGAACCUGGCGGUCAAAAUGACACGAGGCAAGCGAUCCACUAAGACGAUUAGCGAGUAUGAAUGUGCCGUCUCCAAGACCCAGAUGCAUUGGCUGGCAGCUGCUGCACUUCACCUCGUGAUGGAAAAGAAGCAAACGGGCUAUAAAACCAUCCUGCAAUGGGUUCGAGAAGUAAUGGAUAGGUGCCAAGGAGGAAUGAAGAUGAGUGCGAUGCAGCUGGGAGAAUUAAUGGAGCAGGGCGAUAAGGUCUUCCAACGGUAUCGUUAUUGA
Endocarpon pusillum Z07020 is the source of this 3435-nucleotide messenger RNA. RefSeq lists its product as uncharacterized. Gene Ontology annotation, cellular component: telomerase catalytic core complex. Gene Ontology annotation, biological process: telomere maintenance via telomerase. The coding region runs from base 1 to 3435 and encodes 1144 amino acids. The record is from RefSeq and is a predicted model, not a curated record. Gene Ontology annotation, molecular function: telomeric repeat DNA binding; telomerase RNA binding. The transcript has 2 exons. Lineage: Eukaryota; Fungi; Ascomycota; Eurotiomycetes; Verrucariales; Verrucariaceae.